AUGCAACAGAUGGAGGUUCCAGUGAGAACAAUUUGUAUGGGGCAAGCUGCAUCAUUUAGCUCACUGCUCCUCGCCGCGGGCUCUCCCGGCAUAUGCUACGCCUUCCCGAACGCCCGAAUUAUGAUCCAGCAGAACUUCGGCGAAGCCUUCAGACAGGCUAUAGAUAUGUUCAUCCAAAAAAAUAAAUUGGAUAAUGUUCGUGCCAACCUCUACGCUGCGUAUGUCAAAGAGACUGGCCGGGAGCGCACCAAGUAUCUGUCUCCUCAGGAAGCAAAAGAUUUUGGCUUAAUUGAUGUCGUCCUGAAGCCCUCUGCCGAUUAA
This is a messenger RNA of Ananas comosus (pineapple), 321 nucleotides long. Its product is annotated as ATP-dependent Clp protease proteolytic subunit-like. Gene Ontology annotation, molecular function: serine-type endopeptidase activity; ATP-dependent peptidase activity; ATPase binding. The transcript has a single exon. The coding region runs from base 1 to 321 and encodes 106 amino acids. NCBI's taxonomy places the organism in Eukaryota, Viridiplantae, Streptophyta, Magnoliopsida, Poales, Bromeliaceae. Gene Ontology annotation, biological process: protein quality control for misfolded or incompletely synthesized proteins. The record is from RefSeq and is a predicted model, not a curated record. Gene Ontology annotation, cellular component: endopeptidase Clp complex.